AUAAAUUCUAUAGAUUUCGACCAAACAAAUACUGUGUUAGUGUUGUUUAUUUUAAAUAAGUCCAAUUUAGAAUUUUGGAUAUAAAGAAUUUCUUGAUUCUUUAUGUUUUGAGGAAAAAAUGUUUACAUAUUAAAAAAAAUAAAAUUAAAUAUCGUUAAUUAUAGGCUGGGGUUGGAUAAAGUUGUACUCGGGUAAUGGGGCGAGUCUGAACUCAGCCUUAAGCUUAGAAACAUCGAGCCUCGAUCGUAAUUUGAACAGGUCCAGUGGACUAAAAGUGGCCCAAAGAAAAGAAAUACGAAACGCGACAUUGGAAAAAAAAUAAAAAUUGGAGACGAUUCUGAUUCUCUGAUAUUUGUGUUUUCUCUCUGAUUAAAAAAGAACACGCACUUUGUGUGUGCAUGGCGACGGGUGCUGAUUAUUUAUGCCUCAAUGGCGGCGGCGGCGGGGGUGGUGGUGGUGAUGAUAGAAGAGGAAGAGUAGAAUGCUUAACAAAGUUUGUUGAACAAGCAAGUCUGGAAAGCCAAAGGUAUUACCUCUCUCGCAAGACAGUUAUGGAAAUGCUGAGAGACAGAGGCUAUGACGUGGCUGACUCUGAGCUAACUGGCUCUUUCACCGAGUUCCUUUCUGAGUUCGGCGACAACCCUGACAUUCUAAAACUACGUAUCUCUGCCUCUCUCCAUUCCCAUCCCGAUAAAAAGCAGAUGGUGGUUGUUUUUAUGGGAACCGAAGAAAUCAAAUUGGCAAAUAUUCGAGGUCUUCUUUGUCAGAUUAAGAACAAAGAAAGUUUAAAUGGGCUGAUAUUGAUCUUGCAGAGCAAAAUGAACCACUAUGCCCGCAAAGAGCUGGGUCAAUUCCCUUCUAAAGUUGAGAUCUUUCAUAUCUCUGACUUGCUGGUGAAUAUCACCAAGCAUGUUUUAAAGCCAAGGCAUGAGGUAUUGACUGCUGAACAGAAGCAACAGCUGUUGAACAAGUUCUCAUCUGAAGACAAACAGUUACCUAGGAUGCUAGUAACUGAUGCUAUUUCACGAUACUAUGGAUUUGAGAAGGGGCAGGUGGUGAAGAUCACUUACAGUGGUGGACUUGUUGAUUCCCUUGUUACGUAUCGAUGUGUUACAUGAUGCUCUGGUGUUGGGAACUAUCUUUACAUACCAUAGAUUGUACAAGGCACAGUUAGAUUUCCGCAGUCGGUCCAUACUUCAGUAAUCUGCACAUUGCUAUACGCUAUAAGAAACUAAGUUGCAUGGUUGAAUUCAUAUUAUAAGAUUUAAAUUAGUGUAAGAAUGUUAGAACUUGUGUUUGCCUUGCACCUCAAAA
This is a messenger RNA of Ricinus communis (castor bean), 1314 nucleotides long. RefSeq names its product DNA-directed RNA polymerase V subunit 5A. Gene Ontology annotation, biological process: DNA-templated transcription. Gene Ontology annotation, molecular function: DNA binding; DNA-directed RNA polymerase activity. Bases 399 to 1118 code for a protein of 239 amino acids. The record is from RefSeq and is a predicted model, not a curated record. The transcript has 4 exons. Lineage: Eukaryota; Viridiplantae; Streptophyta; Magnoliopsida; Malpighiales; Euphorbiaceae.